Messenger RNA from Lotus japonicus, 655 nucleotides. RefSeq lists its product as uncharacterized. NCBI's taxonomy places the organism in Eukaryota, Viridiplantae, Streptophyta, Magnoliopsida, Fabales, Fabaceae. Bases 29 to 655 code for a protein of 208 amino acids. The transcript has 3 exons. The record is from RefSeq and is a predicted model, not a curated record.
UGAGGGUGCACAUGCCAGUUUGAAGAAGAUGUUGCGGGAUUGCAAGGGUGACCUGGCCACUUCAUGGGAUGCGUCGCAUAGUUUGACAUGUAAUCGACAUACUGAAAUAUUAGCAUCGUUUGAGCGCAGUAUUCACAGAAUUGAUCACAUUUUCAUGUUCCCAUUUUACACAAAUAUUAGAGGAUUUGUGUCAAACAAAUGCCUGCAGCUCAUUGGCGCUGAACAUAUAAGAAUGAAGUCCUACGGCGGAUGCGAUUGCUUGUUGAGAGAGACUCAUGGACUACCUUGCGGUUGUGAACUUGCAGGUUAUGAAAGAAUUCCAUAUGAGUCAAUUCAUCCAUUCUGGAAGAGACUGAGUUGGGAGCAUGUACCUGAACCUGUUGUAGAUACUACCAGCAACCAUAUUUGCGGCAUGAACCAUGGAGAUAUGCAACCAGAAGUUGAGGCAUUGACACAUUAUUUCAGUUCUUUGGAUACUGGAGGGCAGAGUAUGGUAAGGAGGAAGCUUCAAGCGAUCUAUUGUCCUGAAAGCAGUUCACUUUGUACUCCUGCGGUUAAGAUAAGGUCCAAGCGCACUCUUAAGGCGAAUGAGAGAAUACCACCCAAGAAUAAAGCAAUAGGAUCCUUAACUCGUGAUCUUUCAGGUAUUUUUUGA